AUGCAGGCUAAGCAGAGCAUCUGGCCAUCUUAUGCCCCUCCACUGCAAUAUGCCGGAGGAUCCGGUCAUCUGCCGCCUUACGAUGACCGAGCAAGCAGUCUGUGGCCUAUUCCAAGUCUCAACCCUACUCUCAUCAUCAAUCUGCUUGGAGUUCAGAUCGAUCCCCUGCUUCUUUCUGGCCGCAUUCGCAUCCAAACUCUUGAGAUAUUCGUGAUAAGGGGGUCGUUGCAGCGGAAUGUCGAAAUCUUCGUCAUCGGCAUUGUCCUGUCCGUUUCAUACACGAAGGCCAUUCAGCUUCCUCGCCCUCAAACGGACCUGAGUCCGUAUGCCGCUGGCCCCCCUGUUCAGCCUCGUGAAACUGCCUUCGUCUGGUACCUGGCACAUUCAAUCUCGAGCAACGGCGGAACACCUGCGAUAGUCAGAUCGACCGCACAACAUGCUCUCUUUCAUGAAGCAGGCUCCACCGCGGACGAAGACAUCGACUCUAGAAACUUUGAUAUUCGACGACGGCCAGUCAAGAGCAUGGUUCAAGCACAAUGCCGCCUUUGCUUCGAUCCCAACCACUCAGCCCGCGACGGAGUCUCAGCAACGAGCACGAAUUCAUCGGGUCCCUCUACCCCGAACUCAGCACUGGGUCCGCCUCUACACUAUCAUCAUUCACAAGACGAGACUUUCCAGGUCACAGCCGGGCGGGCAGCCUUCUAUACCUACCAGCCCCGCUCAGAAGGCCUCUGGGACAUAUUCGCGCCACUCUCUUCAUAUACCUGUAAAGUCGAAGUAGCGGGACCGGAGCAGAGUGUUCUGAUCCCCAAAGGUGUCGUACACACUUUUCGCAAUGCUAGUUCGGAGGAUGUGCUGGAGCUUGAAUUUGCUCUGAGUCCGACGCUCUCGAGCUUGACCACGACUGGUCUGACCAAUGAGGAGAUUUUCUUUCGCAAUUCCUGGAGCUACAGGCAAGAUUGCGCUAAAGCGGCCGUUGGGAGAAGCCUGUUGCAAGCUGUGUGCUUCAGUUGGCAAGGAGGUGUCGUUGUCAUGCUGCCUGGCUGUGGUAGACUGUUGAGUCGUAUUCUUGGAGCCAUUGGCGCUCUCUUUGGGCGCUACGUUAUGGGAUAUCAGUCCUCGUAUGACGAAUACGCGCCGAUGAAACAGGGCAAUUAA
Molecule: messenger RNA, 1158 nt
Organism: Pseudocercospora fijiensis CIRAD86
Lineage: Eukaryota; Fungi; Ascomycota; Dothideomycetes; Mycosphaerellales; Mycosphaerellaceae
Exons: 9
Coding region: 1-1158 (385 amino acids)
Source: RefSeq, a predicted model, not a curated record